AGGACCAAUUUCUGCUUUUCUUUUUGUAAGAAGAAUGCUGUUUUGUGCUUUUAGAUUCGAUUCAUUUCAUUAUCAGAUUGUUGGCAAAAGAAAUAUUCACUUCGUAAUUGCUUUUAUUUCUGUUCAGAAGUCUGGCAGGGAAUGAGUUACAGUACAUUCCGUCAAGCUUUCCAUAUAUUUAUAUUCGGCUUUGGUUUUUGUAAGUAAACAUCCGAGUUUAUUGUAUUUAUAAUUUUUGAUUGACUAACUGGGUUGAUUAUAAUUGUCAUCGGAGAGGCAGUUAGCUCAUUUUUGGUCUGUUGAUUGGUUAGCAGUAAGACUGAAAGACUCUGAGCCUCAUAGGGAGGGGACGGCUGUUCAAUCGUUAAAGAGUUUGAUAGCACUCUUCAUAGUCUCCUCUUUUAAAAGUGGUCAGAAUUGCUGUCAACACCUUACAAUCUUGUUACUGAUACAAUGUUACAAUGUUAUGUUAUUUUACUUAUUUUAUUAUAGGGAUUUGUCGCACAACCAUUUAGCUCAAAUUCCCUCUGAGCUUUUAUUACGGACGCCUCGUCUUUUCAAAUUAAAAUUAGGACAUAACCGAAUCUCUGAAGUGCCUUCUGGAGCAUUCAUUCAUCUUAAAGACCUUGGAUUCCUGGACUUGUCCAAAAACAAGAUUGAAAUUCUUCGGCCAGCCGCGUUCACGGGCCUCCAACGACUUGUUAUUCUGUUACUUCAAAACAAUCAAUUUUCAUCGUUGCCUAAUGGAACUUUCACGAACAUGACCUAUCUGAAAUAUCUUGACCUUUCGAGGAAUCGCAUUGCUGUCAUUCAACGUCAUCACUUCGACAACCUUAACGAUUUAUCCUUCUUGAACCUAGCAUACAAUCCUUUGCGGGAAGUAGAAGAAAAAGCUUUCUUUACAACACCUAAUCUGAAGUAUCUGUAAGUAACGAGAUGCUGACUGAUAAGAGUGGCUUACACAAAGACCACAUUACUAUGCUGCGUAAAUAUAAUAGAAGCAUAGUAACGGCUCAACUUGUGUUGGUCUGAUCAGCUUCGUGAUUGAGAAAGCGAAAUGUUGAAAAGACUGUGAAAUCGAGUGGUUCCUGUGUGGAAACUGUUCACUCGCCUCAAUACAGUAUACUCUUGCCUCGCUCAAUUAACCACAGAAGGUGUAUCCCCGGCUGAAACUAGAGAGAAAAGUAUGGAAAAAUUCCCUGCUAUUACAGAAUUUCGAACACCUUAUGUGAUCCCAAACUAAUGUUUAUAAUUGUUCUUCUCUCGUUACAAGCGAUUAUGAGCACGUAUCAAAAGUUUAUGAGGUUAGCUUUCAUAAGUAUCACCUCACUAAGCAACUUCAAGACUUAAAUAUCUUAAAUACAGUCGACUUUCGUAAUUGGACAAUGUGCACUAAUAGAGGGAUGACGUACUAAAUAGCAAAUUUAUUUUGUAAUCUUGGAAUGUUUACUAGUUCGUACACUAUAUGAUUACUAUAUGAUUAUGUGUCAAAGUAAAUGUGUACUCUAAUACUAUAAAUUAAAAGGGUUCUCGCUUUAACGGGAGUCGACUGUCUUUAAAUUAACGGUCUUGAAUGUGAUACUUAUGAAAGCUGACCUCAUAAACUUUUGAUAUGUACUCAUUACCGCUUGAGUGUUACCAUUACUAGGUAAUUUAAUCGAAAAUUCUUCUAGUAUUUUGAAACAAGGUAUCGAAAACAGCACCUGCGUAUUUGCCUCAUGCAAUCAAGUGGAAAUCGAAUAUCUUGCAUGGGAAUUCGAAUUAGUACCAGUGUGCACUAUUGGAGUUUAAGCAAGGAACGUUUGUCACUGCUUAUCAAUGAAUGCGCUUGAAGAUGCUUUUUUUUAACUUGACAGGAAUCUAAUGUUCAACUCUUUAGACGUGCUAUACCCUUAUCAUCUCUCAGGAUCACGUAACCUGGUGGUAGAAAUGUAAGCAGCAGUGGAUAUUUAGUAAAAACCGUAGAUGCUUGUUAAUUGAUUGUUCUUCGUUUAUUGUUACAAUAUCUCUUAUCAAAAUCACACUAACUCGUGUAAAUGGUAAUGUAUUAAACAGCUAUUACUUUUGGGGGUCGAGUAUGGAUCGCCGAAAUAGUACUUCGUUAAAAAGAUGCGUGAAAAUUUUAGGAUUUCCUUUAGCAUGCUUUAACGAGAUUAGAAAAGUAUUUUUCUGUUUAUUUAAGAUUUCAUAACACUAGCACUUUAACAAAGCAAGGAAUUUCGUUGCUACUUAUUCCAAACGUCUGCACGCAUAGAUAUAAUCGAAAAAUCAGCCACUUGCCUACCUUUAAGUCAAAGUAAAGAACGCAUGAUCUAAGAAUGUUCACCAUCCUUUGUAAAAACUUGUCGAGAAACAUCUACGAAUCAAUUCUUCUGCCACUGUGUCGGGUGGGGAAGGAAAGAACUUGUAAAUUCAAGACGUAUCAGGGGGAGAUGAAGAUGUGGCAGGUUGCUUCCAUUUUCGUUCUUGCUUCCAUUAUUUUAAAUAAACUACAACCUGGUAGAGGAAUUGAAAAAGCAUGGUACAGCAUGGUAAUAUCCUUAUCUCCAUACCAGGUAUCCUGCCAAGGAAGUUCUUGAUUAUCAACUAGAACCUAACUACAUUAAUCUUGAUGACACGCUCACAUCAUCAUCAUCUGGUUACAAAUGCACCAACUAUGGAAAUGGGAGUGACACGUGUCGGCCUUGUCCUCUCGGAACAUUCAGCGGUUUAAAGGAGGACUGCACCGCAUGUCCUGCAGGUAACCUUCUCUUCAUCGGUGUUUUCAUGUCCGACAGCGGGUAACGGGUACACGGUCAAUCGAAGUACCGGUAUGCAGGAGCACUGUACUGCAGGUGUCCUUCAGUCUAUUGACGUAUUCUAACCUGACGGCGACUUGCUAGUGCGCAAUCCAAAAGUCAACCUACAUGUAUAGCGGAAUAGGGCUGCACCGUAUGUCCUCCAGGUAACCUCCUGUCUAUAGACGUAUUCUUUCCAACAGCUAUAGUUAGCAAAAAGUCGAUAGAUCAACCUGAAUUUGAAUGCAUUGCAUGCCCUUCUGGUGGCUCCCUCUCCUGUGACGUACUGUUGCAUAAAAGAAAACAUUACGUUUUUGCAAAUACAAAUGGGUAAUCCGAAAACGCAAUAAGACCUCUAAAAUGCCGUGAAGUGGCUCUCUACAAUACAGAACAAGUACUAAUC
Orbicella faveolata is the source of this 3180-nucleotide messenger RNA. RefSeq lists its product as uncharacterized. Gene Ontology annotation, molecular function: protein binding. The record is from RefSeq and is a predicted model, not a curated record. Lineage: Eukaryota; Metazoa; Cnidaria; Anthozoa; Scleractinia; Merulinidae.